AUGGCCAUGGCCGCCGCCGCCACUCAUCUACACAGUCUGUCACUAGCGCCACAAAAACCCCAUUUGUUCAUCUGCAAAACCCCGUAUCAAAGACCCCUCUUCUCCCUCUCUAAAACCCUAACCCCAAUCCCCCCACUCUCUAAAACCCUUGUCACAGCUCUCUCAAACAACCCCAUUUCCACCUUUGUGACGUCCAAUAAUCAUGACCCAGAUGAUGAUUUUGAUGAGAAACCCCGAGAAGAGUGCGGUGUUGUGGGGAUUUAUGGGGACCAAGAAGCCUCAAGACUCUGUUAUUUGGCUUUACAUGCGUUACAACAUCGUGGCCAAGAAGGGGCUGGAAUUGUUACUAAUCAUGACAAUGUCUUGCAUUCUGUUACUGGAGUUGGCCUUGUUUCUGAAGUGUUUGAUCAAUCGAAGCUCGAUCAGCUUCCGGGUGAUUCGGCGAUUGGUCAUGUAAGGUACUCUACUGCUGGUGCUUCUAUGUUGAAAAAUGUACAACCUUUUGUUACUAGAUAUAGAUAUGGUUCUGUUGGUGUUGCGCAUAAUGGUAAUUUGGUUAAUUAUGAAGAACUUAGGAUUAAGCUUGAGGAAAAUGGCUCAAUUUUUACGACUAGUAGUGAUACUGAGGUUGUUUUGCAUUUGAUUGCUAUAAGUAAAGCUAGGCCGUUCUUUUUGAGGAUUGUUGAGGCUUGUGGGAAGCUUGAAGGGGCUUAUUCCAUGGUGUUCUUGACUGAGGAGAAGUUAGUUGCGGUUAGGGAUCCUUAUGGGUUUAGGCCUUUGGUUAUGGGUAGGAGGAGUAAUGGGGCUGUUGUGUUUGCUUCUGAGACUUGUGCAUUGGAUUUGAUUGAGGCUAGGUAUGAGAGGGAAGUUGCACCUGGUGAGGUUAUUGUGGUGGAUAAUACGGGAAUUGAGUCUUCGCUUUGUUUAAUGAAACAUGUGGUGCCGAAAGCUUGUAUCUUUGAGCAUAUUUAUUUUGCUUUGCCUAAUUCGGUAGUAUUUGGGAGGUCUGUUUAUGAAUCCCGUAGGAAGUUUGGGGAAAUACUUGCUACUGAGGCACCUGUUGAUUGUGAUGUUGUGAUUGCUGUCCCGGAUUCAGGAGUUGUAGCCGCUCUUGGUUAUGCUACAAAAGCAGGGGUGCCAUUUCAACAAGGGUUGAUCAGGUCGCAUUAUGUUGGAAGAACUUUUAUUGAACCUUCACAAAAGAUUAGGGAUUUCGGGGUCAAGCUUAAGUUGUCUCCGGUUCGAGCAGUUUUGGAGGGAAAGAGGGUGGUUGUUGUUGAUGAUUCAAUUGUAAGGGGGACAACUUCCUCAAAAAUUGUAAGGUUGUUAAAGGAGGCAGGAGCCAAAGAAGUUCACAUGAGGAUCUCAAGCCCACCUAUAAUUGCUUCUUGUUAUUAUGGGGUGGACACGCCUAGUUCCGAGGAGUUGAUAUCCAAUAGAAUGACUGUGGAGGAAAUCAGGGACUUCAUAGGGUCUGAUUCGCUCGCCUUUCUGCCAAUCGACAGCAUGAAAGGAUUCAUGGGAACUGAUUCUAAGAACUUCUGCUAUGCUUGUUUUUCUGGGAAUUACCCUGUGCUGCCCACUGGUAAAGUGAAACGAGUGGGUGACUUCUUGGAUGAUGGACUAAGUGGAAGUAUUGAUUCGUUUGAUGAAGGAUGGAUCCAUGGAACUAAAAAUGAAGUUGGCAAGACUAUAAACUCAGUGAAAGAGGAAGAUGAAGUUGUUGCAUAA
Molecule: messenger RNA, 1731 nt
Organism: Daucus carota subsp. sativus
Lineage: Eukaryota; Viridiplantae; Streptophyta; Magnoliopsida; Apiales; Apiaceae
Product: amidophosphoribosyltransferase, chloroplastic
Exons: 1
Coding region: 1-1731 (576 amino acids)
Biological process (GO): purine nucleotide biosynthetic process; purine nucleobase biosynthetic process
Cellular component (GO): cytoplasm
Molecular function (GO): amidophosphoribosyltransferase activity
Source: RefSeq, a predicted model, not a curated record